Messenger RNA from Olea europaea var. sylvestris, 762 nucleotides. RefSeq names its product GATA transcription factor 26-like. Gene Ontology annotation, biological process: regulation of DNA-templated transcription. The transcript is spliced from 2 exons. Gene Ontology annotation, molecular function: sequence-specific DNA binding; zinc ion binding. Lineage: Eukaryota; Viridiplantae; Streptophyta; Magnoliopsida; Lamiales; Oleaceae. The record is from RefSeq and is a predicted model, not a curated record. The annotation marks the transcript as partial.
UUCAUAGGCACCCCUCUUUGGCGCAAUGGUCCCCCCGAGAAACCAGUACUAUGCAAUGCGUGUGGUUCUCGGUGGAGAACAAAGGGAACGUUGGCAAACUAUUUUCCUCUACAUGCUCGGGCAGAACCUAAUGACUUUGAGGACUAUAAGGUUUUGAAGGUGAAUAACAUAUCUAAGAAUGACAAAGCAAGCAUUCUCAAAAGAAAGCAAGCUAGUCUUAUUUCUGAAUAUGGUGGGGUGACUCCUGAUUGCAACCCGGGAUUCUGCAAAGGGUUCAAUGAAGAUUCAAGCAAUAGAUCAAGUUCCGGCUCUGCUGUAUCAAACUCCGAGAGCUGUGCUCAAUAUGGCACAGCUGAUGCAGGUCCAUCACAGCCUGUAGUGUGGGACACCAUAGUACCUUCAAGAAAGAGAACCUGUGUCAGUCGUUCAAAGCCAUCUCCUGUUGAGAAGCUUACAAAAGAUCUAUAUACCAUAUGGCAUGAACAACAGUCAUCAUGUUUCUCUGGGUCUUCGGAAGAGGAUUUGCUUCUUGAAAGUGACAUACCUAUGGUGUCUGUCGAGAUUGGACAUGGAAGCGUCCUUAUUCAGCAUCCAAGCUCAAUCACUGGACAAGAAGAAUCUGAAGCUAGCUCCCUUUCAAUUAAUAACAAGAUACAGACCAUGAACGAGGCUUAUUCAUGGUUGACGACGCCUCUUCUACGUAGUGAUGACAAGCUUGUUAAUUUUUCAAGUCAGGAAAUUGAGAAAGUCAAGAAGCUUCCU